AUGAUGGAAACGGAUUUCUUGUUGCAAGGGCUUGAGAGGAUGAGAGCCAACGCUUUCGACUUUGAUGUCAAUAAAAUAAGCGAAGUUGAUCUCGACCGAUGGCAAACACUGUUCUCCAUGACAUACGAAGAUGCAGAGAACAGUAUCAAGGCUUACCGAGCAGAUAUAGACCGCCAAAGAUUCAGCGACGAGCGGUGGUUUGAGCUCAGAACAUCAAAGGAAGCACAUGGCUUUGACCGCGAGGCCUGUGAGUAUGCUCUAUUUUGUCGCUCGAGAGUCAUGAAUGGAGGUACUCCGACCACCAGUCCAUACUCGCCACCAAACAACACCCUACGCGGCAUGAUUCUCGGCGGUCUUCUGAGUACCCCGGGAGAUGUUCGAGAUAUCGCAGGGUUCACACCUAAACUGAUCAAAGCCGAGUCAGAAGACUCCUCAGCAAGCUUUUGCUAUGUCACCGUCGGACAAGAGCGUCGCAUCAGACAAGGUCUCAGCGAUCGUGGUAUUACCGGCUUUGAGUCUUGCUUCAUAAGCAUCAAUAUUGCAGCAAAGGACCACUCAGCACUGCCCAAGCUAGGCGUCGACGACACCACUAUGCCACAACAUCGUCUGAACAAUAUCACAGACCUCGCUCAACGAUAUCCAGUUCUCUACUUCUUUUACGGCACUCUCGCACAGCCAGAGAUCCCGAAGCGAGUACUGGAAUCCGAACACGAGCCCGAUCUAUCGAGCCUACAGCCUGCUCAUGUACUGGAUGGUAAGAUCACAGACCUAGGCCAGUACCGAGCACUGGUGAACGGCACCAGCGACUCUCGGGUGAAUGGCCAUGCCUUCAUGAUCCAGUCUGAGAACCAGGAAAGAGCUUUGCGUCUCUACGAGACCAAGAUGUACGAAGUCGUUCGCUGCGACAUUUGGCUUUCUGGAAGAAGCAUGCCUGUGAAGGGCUUGACCUUCCGAUUAGCAGCAAGGAGAUGA
This is a messenger RNA of Aureobasidium uvarum, 972 nucleotides long. NCBI's taxonomy places the organism in Eukaryota, Fungi, Ascomycota, Dothideomycetes, Dothideales, Saccotheciaceae. The record is from the annotation of a GenBank genome assembly.